AUUUUAAUUUUUGUAUUUACUUCGUACUUGUAAAAAAUUAUCGAGUAUAUGUAUAAUAAUUCUAUAAAUUCAUAAAAAGCUUGCUGGAAAAUAUUCCAUUUAUUAUUACGUGGCGCGUCGUAUCGCCAAGACAAUUCUAAGAUCCGAAAUCAUACGGCUAUAGCUGUGAGAGAAAAGGAGAGUCGAGAACAGCUCGAGAUAAAAGAAAACAGUUCGAGUGAGAAAGAGACGGAGCUAGGAGCAAAGGAGUCGGUAGAUGCUCCCACCGUUCGACGCUGUCCGAGGAGUGAGGGUCCCCUCCACGGGCGUUGCAUGCAGGCAGUGCAGGUAGAUUUACUGGCGAAAGCAUCUGAACUGGAAUUGUUGUCAUGCAGUUCUACUACAUUCCUAACUCCGACUUGUCUUAGUCUCUCUCCGCGUUAGCGCGCCGUUCACUUCUCUUAGAAGAGUCAAUCUAUAAGUUCUACCAUUUUAUUGUGUAAUCAAAAGUAGUGAAUAAGCAACUAAUCUUUUGUAACGUAACAAGCUAUUUGUAUUUCUUAUUAAUGUUUAAAUAUACGCGUAGUGUUUAACAAUUAUCAAAGUGAGUGAUUCUCGAAAAUUAUCCUCGCAUUCACGCCGAUCUCAGUAUUUUUGCAAUCAGAGGAGCACAGUCCAAAGCAUUCACAAAGGACGAUCAAAGCAUGCAGACCUGCAAGGGAGAAGUUCAUCUAAAGGCAUUUUAUAACGUGCAAUCUGCACAAGCAAAAAUCAUUUAUGAACAGAAGAGCUCUAAUGAAGUCUCACUGCCCACUAGCGACAGCAAUAGCAAUAUUUCUUUUUUAACAACGGAUUUCCCGUUUUCAUUGUCACAUUCGCCAACCAACGAGGAAAGCAGUGUAGAAACACUUCAAAUUCCUUUCAAAAUAAAUGCUGGAGACUGUCUUGAUAAACAUACUUCAGUUGAAGCAAAUUUAGAAAAAGAAGUAUCAAAGCUGGACGAUAAUAUUCUAGAUUUGAUAGAUGUUAGAUCAGUAAAAGCUCCGUUUAAAGAAUUAGAUAAAAACGCUCAGCAGACACAAUUAGUAAUUUUUCAAGAACAAUUGCAAUCAAAAAAUCCAUUGUUUAUCUUAUUACUAAAAAACAAACUUCAUACUCAAGAACCAUUCUCAACAUGAUGAAUUGAUACCAGAAUGGCACGACAUUAAUUUAAUUGUAAGAAUUACUGUCAAGCAUCUUUUUGACUUGGUUAUUCCUUCAAAACGUAAAAUAUUGUCAUCAACUCUAACAAGGUGGGCGCAGUUUCAAAGAUAUCGAUAUCCUGUUUCUACAACUAUAAAUAUAAGUCAUCUCAACGGAGGGACGGAACUGUAAUUAAAAAAAAAA
Monomorium pharaonis (pharaoh ant) is the source of this 1365-nucleotide messenger RNA. RefSeq lists its product as uncharacterized. Bases 684 to 1157 code for a protein of 157 amino acids. The record is from RefSeq and is a predicted model, not a curated record. The transcript is spliced from 2 exons. NCBI's taxonomy places the organism in Eukaryota, Metazoa, Arthropoda, Insecta, Hymenoptera, Formicidae.